Lactuca virosa is the source of this 1505-nucleotide messenger RNA. The record is from the annotation of a GenBank genome assembly. NCBI's taxonomy places the organism in Eukaryota, Viridiplantae, Streptophyta, Magnoliopsida, Asterales, Asteraceae.
UGCUUCCCUACCAACAGCUGUUGUGUUACACUUCUGACUCUUUUGGUAUAUGAUUAACAAAAGAUCUAUAACAUUGUUUCUUCUUCUUUUCUCCUUUUCGUUUUCCUCUCUUCUCUUUGGUCGUUUGGAAGAUCAAACCCUCGAACAUGAUAGCCGGAAAGGAAACAGCCAAUGCUGUUGGUGGCAAGACAGCAAGGGCUUGCGACAGCUGCGUACGAAAGCGGGCGAAAUGGUAUUGUGCUGCUGAUGACGCUUUCCUUUGCCAAAGUUGUGAUGCCUCAGUACACUCGGCUAAUCAGUUGGCUGGUCGGCAUGAGAGGGUCCUUCUCGAGACUGCUUCCUCUAAGCUCUUUGGGUCAGGCAUAGCUUCGCCUGAACCAACCUGGCACCAAGGUCUCACCCGUCGUGCACGCACCCCCCGACUCCGGACUAAAUCCUCUCUCAAACUAGAUAGAAAGAGCGAUGUAGUGAACUCUUCUGCUCCCUUAGUUCCGGAAAUAGGCGUUUUAGACCCAUCAUCACUUGAUGAAGAAGAAGAGGAAGAAGAACUAUUAUAUCGUGUGCCUGUCUUUGAUCCUUUUGAAACUGAAUUAUUUAAUACUUCUGAUGAAAUAGGCAGGAGCUUGACUUUUGUAGUGGAAAACAAACUAGAAGAGACAUGUGAUUUGGAUGACCUUCAAGGGUUUGAUCUGCCAACUGAUGAUAUGGAGCUACUGGAAUUUGCUGCCGAUGUUGAAAGCUUAUUAGGGAAGGGUUAUGAUGAUACAUCGUGUAGGAUUGAAGAAUUGGGGUUAACUAAUUAUGAUUUUAAGGAUGAAGAUAAUACUAACAUUAUUAUAGGAACUUGCUUCGACGAAAAUAGGGUGAAAGUUGAAGAUGAUGAAAGAGAAGCAAUUUUAGGUUUUGAUUUGGAUACAACUAGGGAAACACUAGAUUGGGACUUCGGUCAUGAAUCCACGAUGAUGAUAAAAGAGGAGGAGAAGAAAGUGGUGGUAGGCGUAAAAGAACAUAUGAUGAUGGUGUCAAAUGAUGAAUGUAAAGAAGCAAUGGUGAGAAAAUCAAGCAUAACUUUGAGGCUUAAUUACGAUGAAGUGAUCAGUGCAUGGGCUGAUCAAGGAUCUCCAUGGACAAACGGAACCCGACCAGAACUCAAUCUUGAUGGUUGCUGGCCUGAUUUCAUGGGUUUGCAAUGGAUGGGGAAUAAUACUCCUUUAUGUGGAGGCUUAGGAGGAAGCGAUGGAGGAAGAGAGGCAAGAGUGUCAAGGUAUAAAGAGAAAAGAAGGACAAGAUUAUUUUCGAAGAAGAUAAGAUACGAAGUGAGGAAACUAAAUGCUGAGAAAAGGCCAAGAAUGAAAGGGAGCAUCUCUCCCCAUGUGGUGUUUCUGUUUAUAAAUGUAUUCAUCUAUGAAUACACCACCUCCCUCCACCACCAACCACCACCACCACCACCACCAACCACUACCGCCACCACCACCACCACAUCCACAACCAACCACCACCAAUAA